ACAUCUGCGACAAGUCCACCGGUAAACCUUUUUCAUUUUAUUUUGAGACAGUGAUGGGUUUGUAUAUGAUCACAUCUCUUCCACGCGGUGGUUCGCGAUACUUACAAGGAAUAUAAUAUUUCUCUACCCGCACAGAAAGACAAGCGCAAGGAGCAAAGGAAUAUCACUAAAUCUCAUCAACAAUCCAAUCCAGCAACGCAGUUAUUGCUUUAAAUGAAUCUUGGAGAUCCAUCCCUUUCAUUCCCAAGGAUGCUGUAGAUUCAACUCUCUCCCUCUCUUACUUCUCUCUCCAUUUGUGUGCGCUCGUAUCUUCAUAGAUUGGUUUAGAAUUGGAUUUUUGGAAGGAGGGGAGGAUGGACAGCAGCCAUAUUGGCGAAUUGGGGUUGGGAAGUACAAGAUCUAGUGCCCCUCGAAAGGGGAAGAAAAGCAGUUCAGAGAAGCCAAAGCAACCCCAGAGAGGUCUUGGAGUGGCUCAGUUGGAGAAGAUCAGAUUGCAAAAUCAAAUGGCCGGACAUCUCCCCUCACUCCACUCCCCAUUCCACAGUAAUCUCAGAAUGGAGGAUAUGAGAGUAGAUGUAGCACUUUCAUCAUCUCCCUCUUCCUCAAACACGGCCUCAUCAUCUUCAGUCUUUGCUCUUCAUCCCAACAUCAUGAUGGGUUAUGGAGACACUGAAAGAAGACAUAUUUCAGAUGGUGAAUUCCACUCUAGUCCUCCAUGCAGGCCUCUCCCAGAUCCCAACAGCACCUUUCUACCCCACCAUUGUGCACCAGCGACUGCAACACGGCCCCUUUGGGAACAAACCACGGAGAACUCAGUGCAGAAGAAGCAACGGCAUGAUGGAAGCCGCUCAACAAGUUCUAUGAGUCAGAACUCUGACCCUAGUGAUGCACAAGAAGUAGAUCUAGAGCUUAGAUUAUCACUAUAAACACUUGGAAGAUAAGCUUUAGGUUGAUGGUCUUGUUCUCCUAUAAUAAAUUCAUGCCACACGUACUAUAGUUGGGAAAAUAUAUACCUGUUCGCAAUUUGGUAUUUUACCAAAGGAAUGCGUGUGAUGCGAGACCGAAGCCAUCAAGAGUUUGUUAACACCUACAACUAUCUGAUCACAACUGAGAAAUCCUUGUUCUUGUUUCAUUCUUAUUUUUCUUUCUGACAUAGAAAUAUGGGACUUGCUCAAAAAAGACAUUGAAAGAUGGGACAAGCCCCAUCAAAAUUUCAAUUCAUUGAGAGGUCGAAAUGUUGUUCCGACUUUAUUGAAACGUGGAAACAAUCAGAAUAGGUUUUCA
Messenger RNA from Phoenix dactylifera (date palm), 1284 nucleotides. RefSeq names its product protein SPEAR1-like. Gene Ontology annotation, molecular function: DNA-binding transcription factor activity. Lineage: Eukaryota; Viridiplantae; Streptophyta; Magnoliopsida; Arecales; Arecaceae. The record is from RefSeq and is a predicted model, not a curated record.